AACAAGGAAUCUCUUACUAUCGCAUAGUCAUGAGAGGAGCGAUGGCACGCACCCUGAUGACGUUUCUAGGGGGGUGCUGAUACGAGCCCACCCACGGUCUCGACGCUAGCUCGACUGACAAUUAAUCAGAAUAUGCGAUACCAACGCCGCGAGAGGAUUCAUACUCAGUCGUCGAGUGUCCCGUUUGUUUCUUACAUCUAGUGCUUCCCGCUUCAGAGUGAUCGAUCACUCGACUUCGAUCUAAUUCGAUAAAAAACGAGAUCUCGACACAUUCCCAGAUGCCGUCGCUGAGGACUUUUCGCAUCGAGUUCGAUCGGCCAGGCGCUACUUACGCGCCCGGCGAACUAGUUACCGGCAACGUUAUCGUCGACCUGGUCAGGGAGAAAUCCAUCAGAGCGCUGAAAUUAUUAGUUAAGGGAGAAGCUAAUGUUAGCUGGAAGAGAUCAAGGACUGUCAACGAUUCUCGAGGAAAUCGCACCGAGGUUGAUCAUCUCCGAGCAAGCGAGCAGUAUUUUAAUCUGACUUAUUAUCUGUUUGCAAGUACAACAGGUGAUCAAGUGCGGAUGCCAGAAGGGUUUCAUAAAUACCCUUUUAAUUUUUCACUACCCUAUAAUAUACCAUGUAGCUUGGAACAUGUAAAUGGUCACAUCAGAUAUACGACGAAAGCGAUUAUUGAUAGACCAUGGAGAUUCGAUCAUGAAUGCAAGAUUGCAUUUACCGUUGUCGCAUCUUACGAUUUGAACGCUCACAGUCAACAAUGUCUCGGCAUAAACGACGAAACGAAUGAAAAUUUCUAUAGUUUCUGCUGUUUCAACAUAGGCUCGAUAAAGACGCGUAUUAAAAUACCAACAACUGGAUUCGUUCCAGGACAAUCGAUAGAUACGAUGAUCAACUUGAAUAAUAACAGCAGUGUCAAUGUAUCCAAGAUCUCCGUUAAAUUGGAACGAUCUUUGGAAUUCCACGCAAAAACACCGUAUAGUUCGACUAAAAAGGAUAAAUCAGUUGUAAGAGCCGAUGAAAGUAUGGGACCGUUUGACCGAUAUGUCGACCUUGUGUCACGAUUACAAGUUCCACCAAUACCACCAUCCCAAUUGGAAUAUUGCAGCAUAAUAGAUCAGAAAUAUACCUUAUGCAUCAUAAUUCACGUUUCAGGAAUGCAUUGCAACAUCACCAAGACUUAUCCGAUCUUGAUCGGGACAAUUCCACUGCGUUCAAUAAUUUCAUCUGUACCUUAUACACAAACCAUACAGCCUACAGCUCCUAUGAUGCAAUAUGAUGAUCCUCCCCCGCCAAUGCCAAUGUCUCCAGACUAUGCUCCACCAAAUAUACCUUACUCAGGACCCAUAGAUUUUGUUUCUGCAGAUCAACCUAGCACUUCAGUUAACCAGUGGGACAUACCGCCGCCAUCAUAUGAAGAAUGUAUGCAAAGAGCGGAUAGCAUUAAAGAUCAUAAUGAAUCAGAUUACGUGCAUGGUGCUAACGAGCCUUUCGCACCAAGAUAUCCAGUCUUUAAUUUUCCAACGACUUAUCCACCUGGAAAAUAAGACGAAAAACCCAUUCGGAAAAUAAGCACAGAUAAAACGAAGAGAGGAUUACAUCCCAUACCACCGACAAAGUUUUUUCUAUUUAAUGUGCUUGUCCCGUAAUACAAGCAAGCAUGCUAUAAAAAUGCAAAC
Molecule: messenger RNA, 1676 nt
Organism: Cataglyphis hispanica
Lineage: Eukaryota; Metazoa; Arthropoda; Insecta; Hymenoptera; Formicidae
Product: arrestin domain-containing protein 17-like
Exons: 8
Coding region: 279-1544 (421 amino acids)
Biological process (GO): protein transport
Cellular component (GO): cytoplasm
Source: RefSeq, a predicted model, not a curated record